UCUAACUUGAUUCGAUUGGUGGUGCUUUAUCGCCCUGAAAAUCUCCUUUAAUUGAUCAGUAACAUAAUCGGAUGGAUAAUUUGACCCCAAUUUUGUACGAUCACAUCUUGGUGGGGAUAGAUUAUCUCUUGCAUAUAUGACUUUCAUAUCGUGCUUAUAUGAUUUUGAAGUUGGUUAGAUAUUGCAGAAAAUGUCGUCUCCAAGCAAAAGAAAAGAUAUGGAUGUCAUGAAACUGAUGAUGAGUGACUAUGCUGUGGAGCCAGUAAAUGAUUCCAUCAAUGAAAUCAAUGUGGAAUUCCAUGGUCCAAAAGAAAGUUUAUAUGAAGGUGGUGUUUGGAAAGUGCGUGUGGAGCUUCCAGAUGCUUAUCCAUACAAAUCUCCUUCUAUUGGUUUCUUAAACAGGAUUUUUCACCCAAAUGUUGAUGAACUGUCUGGAUCUGUCUGCUUGGAUGUCAUCAACCAAUCUUGGAGUCCAAUGUUUGAUCUUUUAAAUGUAUUUGAGGUUUUUCUCCCCCAACUUUUGCUAUACCCAAAUCCUUCAGACCCACUAAAUGGUGAUGCAGCAUCAUUGAUGAUAAAGGACAAGGAGCAAUAUGAGAAGAAAGUCAAAGAAUAUUGUGAGCUAUAUGCAAAAAAGGAGAAUAUCAAUGGCAACACACUUGGAGAUGAAAGUGAUGAAGAUGAAAGCAAUGAAGAUAUCAGUGAUGGAAGAAGUGAAUCAAGUGAAGAAGAUGUUGCUGGAAAUGCAGACCCGUAAAAGACAUAAAUACCCCUGAACUCAAAUAUUAUAAGAUUUGUUUUUUUUUUUUUUUUUUUUUUUUUUUUUGUUUAAAAAUCUCCCACUCUUGAUACGGGUUUUGUCACAUAGUUUCUUGUAAAAUUUAGAGCAAAAAGCAGAGCCAUUUAUGCUUUGCUGUAGAUGUGUAAUGAAAAUUUGUUUGUAACUUUCACUUGCCACCCUGGAUUAUUUAAAGAUGAAUAUAAAUGGGAAUUUGGAAUUUAUCACAAA
Lactuca sativa (garden lettuce) is the source of this 1009-nucleotide messenger RNA. Its product is annotated as ubiquitin-conjugating enzyme E2-23 kDa. The record is from RefSeq and is a predicted model, not a curated record. Lineage: Eukaryota; Viridiplantae; Streptophyta; Magnoliopsida; Asterales; Asteraceae.